Messenger RNA from Lactuca sativa (garden lettuce), 681 nucleotides. RefSeq lists its product as uncharacterized. The record is from RefSeq and is a predicted model, not a curated record. NCBI's taxonomy places the organism in Eukaryota, Viridiplantae, Streptophyta, Magnoliopsida, Asterales, Asteraceae.
AUGAGUGAAGAGGAGGCAAAGGAAAACCAUGAUGUUGUUGGAGGUAGAAUACUUGUUGACUCUAACAUUGCUCGCAUAUUAUUUGAUUCGGGUGCUAGCUACUCUUUUGUAUCUCAUUCUUGUUGUCUUAAACUAAUUGGACCCCUAGCUACCUUGUCUCGAUCCUAUAGUAUUGAAAUAGCCGAUGGUACCCAUGUUUCGGUGGGCCUCAUGUACCCGGAUUGUUCACUCAAAAUAAAUGGUCGAAAUUUCUCUAUUGAUUUACUCCCGAUGAGGAUUAAAGGGUUUGAUGUGAUAGUGGGAAUGUAUUGGAUGAGAGUUAAUGAUGCAAAAAUCUUGUGUGGAAAGCAGAUGGUCUCCAUCAAGACCACCAAGGGUAAAAAGUUUGGGAACCGGGACAACAAAUUUCCUUGUGUGAUAUCGGCCAUCAAAGCUCAAAAAUGCCUAUCAAAGGGAUGUGAAUCACUCUUAGCCUAUGUCAUUAAUGGGAAGGAAGAAAAGAAAAAGAUUGAAGAAGUGAAGGUAGUUAGUGAGUUUCCCGAAGUCUUCCCCAAAGAUUUUUACGGUUUACCCCCCAUACGACAAGUUGAAUUUGGCAUUGAUCUAGUGUCGGGUGUAAACCCUGUUGCUCGUGCACCUUAUCGUCUAGCUUCAACGAAAAUGUGGGAACUUAUGUCCUAG